GAGAAAAUCACCCAUUCAUUGUACCACGGCUUAUAGUGUAUUUGUCUGUCAUAAAAAUAGGAAAAGAGGCGUGACCUAUUUAUAAAAUAAUGCCACGUGACCAGUUAGUUUUUUGGUGAUUGGUCUAGUUAUAGUGAUCAUCAUACCCCAAACUAGACUCAAGUAUGCAUCUCAGCAUAUCCGUCAAGGCGUCAAGGCGUCAAGAACAAACGUCACGAGUCGUCGACUUCGACUGUCACUUGCCGCAUUUCCUAAUUUCAUAAACAAAAAUUAUUUUCAAUUUUUAAUGUGCGUUGUUCGAUAGUGAUCAAUACCAACGAAAAGAUAAAUAUUUUCUAUCUUUUACGGAUCCUUUUCGCUAGAAAUCUCCAAGAAUGGCGGACGUCUUGGAUAUAAAUGAUCAAGUGGACAUAGACGUCGACGAAGAAGGGGAUCAAAGUGUUCUCCGGCUAAAAGACAAAGUUGUAAAGCGUAAAGGCCGAGGUUUUGGCCCUGGUGAAGGCAGGGAGCAUGAAAAAGUACGAGGGUAUGAGUCCAUAGAUAAUGGAGAUCUAGGUGAAGAGACUGGGCCUCAAAAAUCGAUUGAAGGAUGGAUCCUGUUUGUGACCUCUGUGCAUGAAGAAGCUACAGAAGAAGAUCUGAACGAGAAGUUUUCUGAAUUCGGGCAGAUUAAGAAUAUAGCGAUAAAUCUCGAUCGUCGAACAGGUUUUUUGAAAGGCUAUGCUCUGAUAGAAUAUGGGACAUAUGAGGAAGCGGCAAUGGCUAGAGAAGCACUAAAUGGAUCAUCUCUAUUGGGUCAAUCUAUUGGAGUAGACUGGUGUUUUGUGAAGGCACCCAAAAAGAUGAAGAAACGUAGCAGAAGGCAUUGAUAAUAAGUUGUGUUUGAACACUACCUAUUUAUAAUAUUGUGUUUGUAAGACUACAUUUUUUUUCUUUUUUGUAUACCUCAGAAAUAUAGCAAUUAAUUUAAAACUUGCAUUGUAAACUCUUUUUUUAUAAAAUGUUUAUCUAGAUCACUAA
Acanthoscelides obtectus is the source of this 1020-nucleotide messenger RNA. The record is from the annotation of a GenBank genome assembly. NCBI's taxonomy places the organism in Eukaryota, Metazoa, Arthropoda, Insecta, Coleoptera, Chrysomelidae.